CAUUACAUCGCAAAGGGGAGUGACGCAGUUAUUGUAGAUGUCCAGAUUCUCCACGCUUUUCCCUUUGACCCGAAUUUAACGUCGCUUCCCGGGCGUGGAUGUGAAAUUGGCCCGGAAACACGGUCGAGGGUCGCCGCCGUCGUCGGGAGCCUGUAUGCGCCAUUGUGGAUGUCAUUCCGGUUGGAGGUUGCGGUAGAGCCCGAGGACUAGAUGCGAUAACCAGGACGCGAGAUGCCGCAGCCCAAGUCACGCAAAAUCGCCAUCCUCGGGUACAGAUCCGUAGGAAAGUCGUCUUUGACGAUUCAGUUUGUCGAAGGCCAGUUUGUGGACUCCUAUGACCCAACAAUAGAAAACACGUUCACCAAGAUGAUCACAAUAAACGGACAGGAGUACCAUCUUCAGCUGGUGGACACGGCGGGACAGGAUGAGUACUCCAUCUUCCCACAGACCUACUCCAUUGAUAUCAACGGCUACAUCCUGGUCUACUCCGUCACGUCCAAUAAAAGCUUUGAAGUGGUAAAGGUGAUCCACGAGAAACUGUUGGACAUGGUGGGAAAAGUUCAAGUGCCCAUCAUGCUGGUCGGGAACAAGAACGACCUCCACAUGGAGCGAGUAAUCAGCUGUGAAGAGGGGAAAGCGCUUGCUGAUUCAUGGAACGCCGCCUUCAUGGAGUCCUCUGCUAAAGAGAACCAGACCGCCGUGGAGGUUUUCCGCAGGAUGAUCCUGGAGGCGGAGAAGAUGGACGGCGGCGUGCAGCCGGGAAGGACAGCCUGCUCCAUGAUGUAGAGUCGGCCCAAUCAACACACAGGACACUGCACUGGGAUAUCCCGAUACUUGAAGGCUCGCUGCCAGUUCUCCUCCACCUCAGCUGACCUGCCUCGCCGCCCCGCCCCCUCCUGGGUCCUCAAUAUCCAAUAGGCUCGGACUCUUUCUCUUAUUUAUCAGUAUUUUACCAUUCUAUCUCUGCGUCGCCUCUUUUGGUUUUGUAAAUGAUUUUUAAAUGGAUGAGUGGUGGUUCCAUAUAUUCCUCUCACGUCGCCACUUCUUCAUCCUGAUGCAACGAAUACAUGUGGAUGUGUCGGAGAAAAACGCUGUUCUACUGUAGUCUGCAGCGGCAUGUCACACGGGAGGAGGGGGCUUUUAAAGGUCUUAAAAACAGUGUAAGAGGGAGUCCGCUCCAGCUCAGAUUCAAAAAUGUACUUCUUUUUAAAAACAAGUGUUGCUUGUGAAAGAUUGUUCUGGAGUGAAAUAGAAGCUCACACCUAAAGAUCAUACUUCCUUUCUGAGUUUAGAAGACGUAGAUUUGAUAGAGACUCAGAGUGGAGUUUUCUUUUAACAUUAACUGACACAUGAUUUGGUUUUUAAAACCUGUCAAAAGCAAAGCUAACAAAACACUGGCUUUUAAAUCAAGUUUCACGACAAUCUCACUUCAGUCUUGAAUUUGGCAGAAGUCUGAGGUAAAAAUUAGAAAAAAGAACUUGGACUUAAGGAGCAUUGCUGAAGUAGUUUUCAAAGAUGCCAUGGUUGGGUGAGAAGCUCUGUCAACUUGAGACUCCGAGUAGAGCCUCAUUUAUUUAAGUUAUCUAGAAGAGAGUCUUGGCUUGGUCCAUAACAGGACACUAACAGACUCUGACUCUGGCCUGGUAAUGUCUCGGACAGCCACAGUCUCCUUGUAAAAAUCAGAAACAUUCUGAGCUUGAAAACAACUUCCUCUUACAUGUUUUACUAUUUUCAACUUAAGGAUUUUUUUUAACCAUUUUUAAACGAAACUGAACUAAAAUCACACUUUUUUGACCAACAUUUGUCUCCCAAGUCGCAGUCCCUGUCGGACUUUCGGACAGUUUAGGGAGCUAAUUUUGGACAAACAGGUGUUGAUUUCUUUUAUUUCUAUUCUUAUUUAAGGAAAACUGUUCCAUCCAUGGAUGAAAACCUUUUAUUUUUGUGUAUUUAACGUCUGUAAUAUGAUGUGUGUCAGACAUAAAAAAAUGUUGUAGGAUCAAGGCUGUCACUUGGUGGCGCCAUAGAGGCUCCUGAAGAUGUGAAGACCUUGUGAGCUGAAGCCAUUAGCCAAGCUGCAUCUUAGCAUGUGAUUAUAAACCCCUCCCGCCCAUCGGCUCUCGUCUGUGUGAAAUCUCGAACCCCCCCAACCCAAAAAAGAACGACAACUGGAGGAGUGAACACGGCUCUUUCUUCUGAUACAUCACCAGCUGUGUGUCCUCCGAGUCUUUUCUACUUCAUCUCCUCCCUUUGUUUUACCGUCGGCCGGCUCAAUAAAAGCAGAAACGUCCCCAUUUUCUAAAGUUGCAAAUGUUGUACAAAUGUUUUUGAUUGUAAUCAUUAAAGCAAAAAGUGGUUAUGUAACGCUGUGGUGGCUGGAUU
Molecule: messenger RNA, 2379 nt
Organism: Synchiropus splendidus (mandarinfish)
Lineage: Eukaryota; Metazoa; Chordata; Actinopteri; Syngnathiformes; Callionymidae
Gene: rheb
Product: Ras homolog, mTORC1 binding
Exons: 8
Coding region: 232-786 (184 amino acids)
Biological process (GO): small GTPase-mediated signal transduction
Cellular component (GO): plasma membrane
Molecular function (GO): GTPase activity; GDP binding; GTP binding
Source: RefSeq, a predicted model, not a curated record